AUGGAUGUUGUCACCUUACUUAGCAAUAUGGACACUUUUCCCAACGUUUUUCCACCUGGUGGAAACAGUGGACUAAAUUCUGAAUCUGAGUCAAAAAUGUUAAUUGGUGAAAAGUUACAAUGUGACCAUCAUAAAACUAAUUAUCAGACUGUUGAAGUUGAACACACCAGAUUGCAGGGUGAGUACAUAAAGUUACAAAAUGAACUCAAGCGCCUAUUGAAUGAAAAGGAAAAAAUUCAGCUACUGCUUGAAAAGAUAAAAGGGGAAUUAGUAGAGAAAACUAAAGACUUAGAAGAAAUAAAACUUCAGAUGUUAACUCCACAAAAAUUGGAAUUGUUAAGAGCCCAAAUACAACAAGAAUUAGAAACUCCAAUGAGAGAAUGUUUACAGAAUCUGGAUGAAGAAGUGAAUUAUAGAGCCAAAUAUAAUAAGCUUCACUAUGAACAUACAUUUCUCAAGUCAGAAUUUGAGUAUCAGAAAGAAGAGUUUGCAUGCAUUUCAGAAUAAGAAAAAAUAAAAUUUGAAUCGAUUGCAAGACUGGAGACAGAUAAAGAAGAACUACAUAACCAGCUGUUUAGUGUUGAUCUCACAAGAGAUAACAAAUGAACGGAUCAACUUGUACAAGAAAAAGUCCAUUUGACUCAGAAAUUAAAAGGUUUAGAGGCUGAAGUACCAGAAUUAAGGGCUGAAAAAGAGAAUUCUAAUGCUUAGUUAGGAAAUAUCCAAAGAAUACAGGUACAACAGUUAGCUGAGAUGCACGCUACAGUUAAGUCCCUGGCUGAAAACAAGUCAACUAAGCUAUAGGCUGAAUGUUUGGGAAAAAAGCUACAAUCAAGCAAUGAACAAAAUACUUUAACCAGUAAAUUGCAUAAAGCUGACCAAGAAAUAAAUACAUUGACCAUUUCUGUUCCAGAUGAUCGGGCCGAACAACGAACCUGUCUUAUUUGUGGGGACCGUGCUACAGGCUUGCACUAUGGGAUCAUCUCCUGUGAGGGCUGCAAAGGGUUCUUCAAGCGGAGCAUUUGUAACAAACGGGUAUAUCGAUGCAGUCGUGACAAGAACUGUGUCAUGUCUCGGAAACAGAGAAACAGGUGCCAAUACUGCCGCCUACUCAAAUGCCUCCAGAUGGGGAUGAACCGGAAGGCUAUCAGAGAAGAUGGCAUGCCUGGAGGCCGGAAUAAGAGCAUUGGGCCAGUCCAGAUAUCAGAAGAAGAGAUCGAAAGGAUCAUGUCUGGACAGGAAUUUGAGGAAGAAGCCAAUCACUGGAGCAACCAUGGUGACAGCGACCACAGUUCCCCCGGGAACAGAGCUUCAGAGAGCAACCAGCCCUCCCCAGGCUCCACAUUGUCCUCCAGUAGGUCUGUGGAACUAAACGGAUUCAUGACAUUCAGGGAUCAGUACAUGGGGAUGUCUGUGCCCCCACAUUAUCAAUACAUACCACACCUUUUUAGCUAUUCUGGCCACUCACCACUUCUGCCCCCACAAGCUCGCAGCCUUGACCCCCAGUCAUACAGCCUGAUUCACCAACUGAUGUCAGCUGAGGACCUGGAACCGUUGGGCACACCCAUGUUGAUCGAAGAUGGAUAUGCUGUGACACAGGCAGAGCUGUUUGCCCUGCUCUGCCGCCUGGCCGAUGAGCUGCUCUUUAGGCAGAUUGCCUGGAUCAAGAAGCUGCCUUUCUUCUGCGAGCUCUCAAUCAAGGAUUACACGUGCCUCUUGAGCUCUACAUGGCAGGAGUUGAUCCUGCUAUCGUCCCUCACAGUUUACAGCAAACAGAUCUUUGGAGAGCUGGCUGAUGUUACUGCCAAGUAUUCGCCCUCUGAUGAAGAGUUACACAGAUUUAGUGAUGAAGGGAUGGAAGUGAUUGAGCGGCUCAUCUAUCUGUAUCACAAGUUCCAUCAGCUAAAGGUUAGCAAUGAGGAAUACGCGUGCAUGAAAGCAAUUAACUUUCUAAACCAAGAUAUCAGGGGUCUGACCAGUGCUUCACAGCUGGAACAAUUGAACAAGCGAUAUUGGUACAUUUGCCAGGAUUUCACUGAAUAUAAAUAUACACAUCAGCCAAACCGCUUUCCUGAUCUCAUGAUGUGUUUACCUGAGAUUCGAUACAUUGCAGGAAAGAUGGUGAAUGUACCCCUGGAACAGCUGCCCCUCCUCUUUAAGGUGGUGCUGCACUCCUGCAAGACAAGUGUUGUCAAGGAAUGA
Molecule: messenger RNA, 2202 nt
Organism: Urocitellus parryii (Arctic ground squirrel)
Lineage: Eukaryota; Metazoa; Chordata; Mammalia; Rodentia; Sciuridae
Source: RefSeq, a predicted model, not a curated record